Emiliania huxleyi CCMP1516 is the source of this 540-nucleotide messenger RNA. RefSeq lists its product as hypothetical. Lineage: Eukaryota; Haptophyta; Isochrysidales; Noelaerhabdaceae. The transcript has 5 exons. The record is from RefSeq and is a predicted model, not a curated record. Bases 1 to 540 code for a protein of 179 amino acids.
AUGGUCGCCGCGGGCGGGCUAGCUCUCGUCGUGCCCUGCUACAACGAGGAGGAGCGGCUCCGCUCCGCUGCGUUUGUCUCGUACCUCGCAGAGACGCCCACGGUGCGUCUGAUCUUCGUGGAUGACGGCUCGUCCGACGGCACGAAUUGCGGCAAGGCAGAGGCGGUGCGGCGCGGGAUGCUGCACGCGCUCGAGAGCGACGCACAGUAUGGCGCGGUCGGGUUCUGGGACUCGGACCUCGCCACGCCCCUCUCCGCCGUCGCCGAGCUGCACUCCGUCCUCUGCAGCAACCCAGCCCUGCAGAUGGUGCAAGGCGGCACCGAGUCGGCAGCCGAGACGGCGUCCUUCGAGCACUGCAUCUUCGAGUUCCCGCUGCACGAGUGGGUCGACGUCGCCGGCUCGAAGCUGCGCCUGACCGACGUGGCUCGCAUGGCGUACGGGCUCUGCCAGAUCUACGCCACCUACUUCCUCCACGAGUGGCCCUCGGGCGAGCCUUGCACCGCCGCCCAGGCGACUCCAAGUUGGCUCGACCUCGGCUAG